CAAUGCUCUGCCCCUCUCCAGCCCUCGCGCUUCGCCAAUCCCACAAUGCGCUGCUUCUCCGCUCUCCCACAAGACCCCCCCUCGUCCGCCCCACAAUGCCCUGCUGCCGGCCCCCUUCCUCCCCCGUGAGCGGCAGGGUCUGUCCCUGUAGCAGGAAGAUGGCGGACACAAUGAACAGGAGCCCCCGCUCCGCAGCCUGAGCCGACCCCGCCUGAGGGCGCUGCCCGCCCGUGCCGAAGCCGCCUGCUAGUGACGCGCGGCCCCUGCCCGAGAUCCGCGCGCGUCAGGCUUCCGCCGGCUUCCCUUUCCCGCUGCUUCGCAGGCUCCGCGGGCUCUAGGCCGCCGCCCGGCUCCUCACGUUCACCGGCGUCCUCCGUGCCCGGCUCCCGCUGGGCCCCGGCUGGCUCCUUAGGCCCCACUCGCGCCGCCUCAUCUCUCGCGGCAUGAAGCUAACAGACAACGUGCUGCGGAGCUUCCGCGUGGCCAAGGUCUUCCGCGAGAACUCGGACAAGAUCAACUGCUUCGACUUCAGCCCCAACGGCGAGACAGUCAUCUCCAGCAGCGACGACGACUCCAUCGUGCUCUACGACUGCCAGGAGGGCAAACCAAAGAGAACACUGUAUAGUAAAAAGUAUGGAGUGGACCUGAUCAGAUACACACAUGCUGCCAACACUGUGGUGUACAGCUCUAACAAAAUAGACGAUACAAUCCGUUACCUCUCCCUACAUGAUAAUAAAUACAUCCGAUAUUUUCCAGGGCACAGCAAGAGAGUGGUUGCCCUGUCCAUGUCUCCAGUGGAUGAUACCUUUAUUUCUGGAUCACUUGAUAAAACCAUCCGACUUUGGGAUCUCCGGUCUCCAAACUGCCAGGGUUUAAUGCAUCUUCAGGGGAAGCCUGUAUGCUCCUUUGACCCAGAGGGCCUGAUCUUUGCUGCUGGAGUCAAUUCUGAAAUGGUGAAGCUCUAUGAUCUCCGCUCUUUUGACAAGGGUCCAUUUGCUACAUUCAAGAUGCAAUACGAUCGAACCUGUGAGUGGACAGGCUUAAAGUUCAGUAACGACGGGAAGCUUAUCCUCAUAUCAACCAACGGAGGGUUUCUUCGACUGAUUGAUGCCUUUAAGGGAGCUGUACUGCAUACGUUUGGGGGUUAUAACAACAGUAAGGCUGUCACGUUGGAGGCAUCAUUUACACCAGAUUCCCAGUUCAUAAUGAUUGGUUCAGAGGAUGGAAAAAUUCAUGUCUGGAAUGGGGAGAGUGGGAUGAAGGUGGCUGUGUUGGAUGGGAAACACACAGGUCCUAUAACCUGUCUGCAGUUCAAUCCCAAAUUCAUGACCUUUGCCAGUGCAUGUUCCAACAUGGCCUUUUGGUUGCCAACCAUAGAUGACUAAUUCUGAAACCACAAUGCCCGCUGGGUGGCUUCCAUACUGUUAAUAGCAGCGUGUUCUUGGCGAAGAUGGUGUCGGAGCUGCCUACUCCUCCUGAACUGUAUGUUCUCAUCCAUCAUACCCACAUACGUUCCUGUAUGUCUUCUUUUUUUUCUUUCUGCAUUCCUUCAGAAGGACUCGUUCAUUUGACCUCCGAGAGUCUGAUCAUGCUGUACCCAGAAGCUGGGUGCAGCAUGUAGCUACUUUCCAGUCAAAGUCCAAUAGGUUCCAGCAGAACUUGUAACUGGCACAGUGUUACUUUUGGGAACGUGGUGGAGAAAUAACGGAAAGUCUGAUUUUUUAUGACGUUUGCUGCAGUCUCUAAGAUGUAAUUGUGUUUUGUUCUCAUGCUAUAAACACACAAGGCUACAGACAAACUGUGGUGGGUGAGUGGAACGUACAGUUCUGUCCUACACCUGCAUGUUUAUCACGCCUGGGAUCUCUACAGUGUCACUGUUGAAUUCUACAAAUACAAACUUCAUUUGUGCCAAAUACAAGCAGACUGACUGUUUUUAACCCAAAUGUCAGAUGCACAGAGAUCUUUUGCUAUUGAACACUUAGGCAAAGGCUGCAUAUUCGCAUCCUGGCAUCCAUCAUCAGUUUCUGGUGGUCUAGUGUCUGGCAGACCAUACAGGUUUUGCCUGCUGGCAGAGAAAGCUUGAAGCAUCCUCUGUGCCAUUCAUCAUCCAAGGCGCACACAGUACUGAAGAGGUCUGGUGGGCAUCUCAAGCAAUAAAGGAGUCUGUCACCAGGAAGAUGAUUAAAACAAAGACUGAAACUGCAGUAGUCUCCAAUACAUCUUCCUUCUGUAUCAUCUUUGCUGAUCUUACUUGUAAAUAUUUUGGGGGGAGGAUAAUAGGGAGGGGUCAUAUUUUUUUACUUUUAGGUAUUAAAGAGUAUGAUGUGGGCCAGUAUUGUGGGAUGAGUUCAGGCUGUUUGCCUUCCACUGAUGCAGCUUUCUCCUCCUGUUCUGUAAAUAAGUUCCAUUAAAUUCUCUCCAAACUGGGUCCAGGCCUGUAUCCCUUUUGUUAGUAAUACUUCCACACACAAGAUUUUAUUCAUUAUACAUUUACUCACACAUUGUGCAAGUUCUCAACAAUUGUUUAAAAGACUGUGGCUCACCUAAGUCACAUGGGUGUUAUCCAAAGCCAAAUGGAGAAUUUGAGAUGUCUGAUAUCCCUUUUUUCUUGUAUUCUGCCCUGGCAUUUCUGUAAAGAAUGCCCUUGCAGAAGUAUUAUACCUCUGUUGGAUAUACUGCACUCUGCUGUCCAUUUUUGGGCAAUGCAAAAAGUAAACCAAGCCUACCAGCUGGUAUUGUUCCACUUUUUCGUUCUUUUCCUAAGUCAUCACAUGGUAAAAUUGGUCUGAUGCAUCUCCAUUAGCAUGAUGGGGAAAAGUACAAUGUACAUGGAGCUAUGCACUGUGCUCUCAUCUUAACCAAAUACUUGCAACCUAGAGGCUGAGCAUACAUAGGUACAUUUGCUUGGAAAAUCCAUUCUUUGUCUCCUGCUGCUGACCUCAACCUCCCAAAAAUGCAAGAGUCUGUCAAGGUGGCAAUCUAAACAGGGAAUAGGCUGAUCCUGGAUGCCAUUUUAGUGUUCUCUCAUACCUGAAAAUAAUUUGUUACACCUCUGGUAAUAGUGAUCUUGAUGCUCCAUGUUGUGUAGUUUCCAUCUCCACUGUAGGGCCUCGCAUCUAAUGCAGAGCAUGUUCCACUGGAAUAAUGUAUGGGUUUGUGGUACAGCCCACCCCUUUCUCUGGUCCACCCUUGCUUGUUACAACUGUUAGCAUAACACACACUUCCAUAAGCAAGGGCUAGGGGUGUAGAAUGGGUUUCUUGUCACUGCCAGUCCCCUUUGAGGUAUUAGUGCAUGCUGUGCUGCAGCUUUAUCUAUGACAGACACUGUACGUCAUCAAAAGGGCUGCUGUGCAUGAGACAGUCUGAGAAGUUAUUUGAACCUAUGCUGUGACUAAAAAUGCUGUUUAGACUCUGAUGUGCCUCUGUGCUAAUUAUACUGUACAUGUUUAAAGCCAAUUCUAUGGUGUGUUCUGUGUUACGCGAGUUAGUCUGUUACUCACUUGGUGGAGAUGACAGACUGACUUUCUUUUGAUCUCGCCAAACACUUAGGCUGCAGGAGUUCCAGUUCAGAGAUUCCUUUGUAUGCUGCACCAGCAUUCCUCCUACUGGCUAAUACUGUGCUGAUUUCACCUCAAAAAGCCAAGGGCAAAGGGAGAUGGACAUCUGUUCUCGCACAUGACUAGGUUUCUGCAACUGUUUCUUUUUCAGCCAGUUCUUGUUGCAUUCUGGGCUGUUUGGUGCUAUAGCUGCCAUUUAGUGUUUCCGUGAGCAGCUAUAUUUUGCAGAAGUUUAUAACUUAGCAUGUUUAUGGUGGUGGUGAGUUUUAAAAUUAAGAUAAAAUUGAGGUUGAAACAAUGAUAACCUGAAGCAAACUCAUUCAGGUUUUUGCAAAGGUGCUUUUAGAUGAGUGAAAUGAACAGUUAGUCCCCACCAGAUAUUACUUAGGCAGGGAAGAGACUCAGAAGAUUUUUCUUCUGAGAAGUGCCACUUGCAAACCUGUUAUAAACACUUUUUUCAUAAGGCUGUGUUAGGUAUCCCCAGCCGCAUUGUAACCCUCUCAAUGUGUAUUUGCUGCGUGGAAUGUUUAACACUAUAGAGCGCUGAAAUGUUGAUCGAAGAAUUUGCACAUCAGAAAUGAACGUUUUCAGGUCAAGAGAAGUUUGCAGGAUCAUACGCAAGGCGGCACUGAUUGUCAGUGUAAAAUUGGUAGUAUUUUGUCUCUAGGGAACUAGAUAUUUUUCCCUGACUGAUUUUCUUUGUUGCAUGAGUCUCUCACAAUCUUAAUGUAGCGAUCAGGGUUUCUGACAGAGUUUUAGGAAAAAACUGAAAGAGAACUGACUGUGUUGUCAGAACAAUUACCUGGAAACUUUU
Chelonoidis abingdonii (Abingdon island giant tortoise) is the source of this 4371-nucleotide messenger RNA. It is a transcript of the gene WDR82, whose product is annotated as WD repeat domain 82. Gene Ontology annotation, cellular component: Set1C/COMPASS complex. Lineage: Eukaryota; Metazoa; Chordata; Testudines; Testudinidae. The record is from RefSeq and is a predicted model, not a curated record. Gene Ontology annotation, molecular function: protein binding; chromatin binding.